ACCAAAUAUUUAAGGUAUUGAUGUAAGAUGUAUUAUUAUUAAGAGGUAUGCAGAACCUAUCAAAUGGAUGAAGAGGUAUUAGAACCGGGAUUGUGUGCUCAGUGCCACGAGAAACACGAGAGGAAUGAACAAAACCACAUUUACACUUAUGUAGACGAGGUGCCUGACGAGUAUAACUGCACGAUAUGUCUGCAGCCAAUACAGCAGCCUAUAGACACCCCCUGUGGGCACACCUUCUGUGCAGCUUGUAUUGAACCGUGUAUCAAGAUCAAGAAACUGUGCCCAAACUGUAGGAAAUGUCUACUUUUCUCAGAUCUGAGACCUUCUACUUUCCUCGUUCGAAACAUCCUCAACAAAUUAAGGGUAUCGUGUCCAGUGUGUCAGGAAGGUAUGGAGAGGCAGAAGAUUGAGAUACACCUCGCUAACCACUGUCCCAAAAUAGAGGUUGCGUGUAAAUACGCAAACAAUGGGUGUCUACUCACGCUACCCAGAACACUUAUAGAGGAACAUAAUCAUCUCUGCGAGUUUCAGAAUCAACCAGUGAAAGAAGCAACAUCAGAGAUCAAGGAAAACGAGCCAACUCUGAUAGAGAUAAUCCGGAGACAAGGAGACAGAUUAGGACUGACAAUCUUCGGAGGAUCUGAUACAAAUGUGACGCAUAUUAUAAUACAGGAUGUCAUGAAACACAGUAUCUGUUACAGGGAUAAGAGGCUCAAGGUCGGAGAUCAGAUUAUGGAGGUAAACGGGUGUAGUUUGCGGAGUGUAACGCACAAGCAGGCUUUCUCUCUACUCGACAAAGCUUCUUCGCCAAUCAGACUUCUGAUCCUCAGACCUUCCUCUAAAACUUCCAGUGUUAAACCAAACAGUGUUGAACUUCAAAUAGAGCCUCAUUUUGUGGAGUUGACGAAACUACAGGGAGAAGAAUUAGGGAUCAGAAUAAUGAGCUCUCCUCGGGAGCCUGGUGUUAAAGUUUUGAACUUGAUCGAGAAUAGUAUAGCAGAGCUAAGUAACCUAAUAAAGCAACACGAUAGAAUACUAAGUGUAAAUGGCGUAUCUCUUCAAAACGUAUCCCAACAAAACGCCGCAGAUAUUAUCAAGAGGCAGACAGGAGUGAUAAAGUUCCUGAUCCAGAGAUCCUUAUCUCCCUCGGAAUGUAGCAAAACUUUGGCUCCUUAUCUCACUUCUCUUAUCUCUUUCAAACCCGCUCUUAUCGAGCUAGAUUCUCCUGACUUACCCCACAUCGACACUAUCAACAUCUCCUUUUCGACUGGAGAUAACGAUAAGUUAGGAUUCUCUGUUGUUGGAGGAAUGGGGUCUAUAAUUGGGGAUAUACCAGUGUUUAUUACUGAUGUUAACGUUACUUCGCGAGCACAUGAAGCUGGACUUAGGGUAGGAGAUAGCAUUGUGAAGAUAAACAACAACUCUCUUGUUGAAAUGGGAUUCCAGGAAGUCCUUUCUCUUCUUAAAAACUUGAACUCUGAUCAACUAAUUCUUACGAUUCAGAGAAUAGAGCUCGAUAACCCACUCACCACCAACUUUUGCAAGGACUGGCCCUUUUCUCUUCCUUCCGCUGGAUUCGGUAAACUAUCUAUCGUCCGAAUUCCUCGACAGGAGACAACCGCAAGUUUGGGUUUUAGAAUAGUUGGAGGAGUUGGUUCUCAUCAGGGGGACCUGCCAAUCGUCAUCAAAUCUAUUUCUAGCAGAUCCCUCGCUAGCAGGUCGACGUUGAGACCAGGGGAUCACGUGUUGGGAUGUAAUAGUUCUUCUCUAAUCAACAUUUCACACGACAGUGCUGCUCAGCUCAUUAAAAAUACCAGAGGAGACGUCAAGUUAACAGUAUUAACGUGGCCUUCAUCCGAGAUAAAACAGAAGAAGAUAACCCGACACCGCUCAUUGGACAACCUAAACAGCCCAUCUCUCUCCGAUGCUACAUGACCUGCAUGACCCUGCGUGUUUCUUGCGAGUUAGAUGAGAAUAUUGGGACAUGAUAACAUGUUGGUAUGCCGGGUAUGGGAAAUAAUAUCUGACCUACGAUGUGUUAUGUAGGGAAAUGCAACUGUUCUUUACAUAAAAGCAAUCUAUGAGGUGGAGCUAUUUUACUUGUCACAGGACCGGUUUAUCUUGCCCUAUAAAACCUGACAUGAAUUUUGAUAAAUCUAGACUUGUCGAGUUCACUGGUUCCAAAAAUUAGCUCUAACAAAAGACUGAACUAGUUCUAGAUUUUGAUAAUCGGAAUCUGAAUAAUUCUGGCAGAUCACAGAUAAGGUUUUAGGAAUCAGGUCAAAAUUGCCCAACUUUGUGGAGAAGUCUAGCUCAUGAACUGACAAACUUACUGAUCACGUGUACUGAUCACGUGUACCGAUCACGUGUACUGAUCACGUGUACUGAUCACGUGUACUGAUCACGUGUACUGAUCACGUGUACCGAUCACGUGUACUGAUCACGUGUCGGCAAAAUAAGACUGAAACAGAAGAAUUGUAAAUAUAAUCCAAAGAGUGAGCUUGAGAAGUCAUAGCUCGUUAUUUUUAUUGUAAAAAUAGAUAAGUUAUUAUAUUGUCAUCUCAAUGGAGAUUUUUAAUCGAAAAUAAACUCAAGGGUUAGCUUGUCAGCUUGUUUCUGUUCUGUAUUUGUUAACUGCUUUUAUGUUUCAUCCUAUUGUUAAAAUUACCUGAUUUAAAAGUGUACCCUUCCUGAGACUUUCUUUGUAAUUUGAGUUUUAAUCUUUAUUUGGUUUAAGAUCGUUUUUUAUCGGGGUAACCGGUUAAAUUGAAGGAGGGACUUGUCUUUUCCGUUUGGAAUUUCACACCCACUGCAACUGGUCCAUUUUACUGAUAUAUUUGCCAAUUCAUCAUUAAAAUUUCUGAUUUAAUGAAUCCAUUCCAUAUAGGGAAGCAGCUUUGUAUUUACGAUUUCAUCAUCUCAACUACAAGGUGUUUUCGUCUUCAGGGACUUUUUAAAGAAUCCUUAUCUAACAAUCAAGUUGUCGAUGACUAUAACUUGAUUUAUUUUCAACCUCUAAUCCUUUUGGGAAACUCUUAAUAAAGGAUGUUCAUUGUACAAUGUACAUCGGCUAUAGACAGCUAAAGUAUGAGCAAUAGUUCCAUUGUUAAUAAUGUUUCAUUGAACUAAUUAAAAGUUUAUCAACCGAGUUUAAAA
Bolinopsis microptera is the source of this 3156-nucleotide messenger RNA. RefSeq names its product ligand of Numb protein X 2-like. The record is from RefSeq and is a predicted model, not a curated record. Bases 64 to 1935 code for a protein of 623 amino acids. The transcript is spliced from 15 exons. Gene Ontology annotation, molecular function: protein binding; zinc ion binding. NCBI's taxonomy places the organism in Eukaryota, Metazoa, Ctenophora, Tentaculata, Lobata, Bolinopsidae.